AUGGAUGACGUAUAUUGGCAUGUUAUGAUUGAUGGAAUUGCUAAUUAUGGGCCAGGAUUCAAGCCUCCAUCUAUGCAUGAUAUGAGGACUUGGAUCCUUAAAGAUGAAGUGAAAGACAUCGAUAGCAGGUUGAAAGAUCACAAAAAAGCUUGGAAGGAAUAUGGAUGUUCUAUCAUGAUUGAUGGAUGGACCGAUGGGUGUUCAAGGGUCUUAAUUAAUUUCCUUGUGAAUAGUCCUGCUGGUAUGUGGUUUUUAAAAUCCAUUGAUGCUUAUAAUUCUAUAAAAAAAAAUGGUGAUUUGUUGUUUAAGUAUAUGGAUGAGGUGGUUGAGGAAGUUGGUGAGGAGAAUGUUGUGCAAGUGAUAACUUAUAAUGCGAAAAAUAUGAUAAAUGGUGGGAAAAAGCUUAUGGAAAAAAGGCAAAAACUCUAUUGGACUCCAUGUGCUAUACAUUGUUUGGAUCUCAUGUUGGAGGAUAUUGCAAAAUUGAAGAUCCAUGCAAGCACAAUCCUAAAGGCUAAGCAAGUUGUGAAAUUUAUUUAUAAUCAUUCCUAUGUAAUUGCAAAGAUGAGGAAGCAUUUCACCGACAACGAAGAACUCAUCUGCCCUGCAGUGACACGCUUUGCUACUGCAUUUUUGACACUUCAGAGCAUUUACAAACAAAAGCGAAGCCUUCAAUCUAUGUUUUCUUCGGAGAAGUAG
This is a messenger RNA of Malania oleifera, 699 nucleotides long. RefSeq lists its product as uncharacterized. The transcript has a single exon. Bases 1 to 699 code for a protein of 232 amino acids. The record is from RefSeq and is a predicted model, not a curated record. NCBI's taxonomy places the organism in Eukaryota, Viridiplantae, Streptophyta, Magnoliopsida, Santalales, Ximeniaceae.